AUGUCUGCUAUUGCUUCAAAUAGUACGAAACGUGGACUUUGUUGGCCAUGGAAUAAUCCGGCAUCAUCAUUUAAAUUAUUUUCACCAAGUGCCAUACCAUGGUUAUACAAUUGGGAAUUAUGGGAUCCACGAGCAUCAGGUGUUUAUGCACCAGCUGAAUAUGUUCCAAUGUGCAGAACACAAAAAGAAGUGUCACAAGUUCCUGGUUAUUUUUCAAAUUGUUAUGCCAAAAAUUUUCUAGGUUUUAAUGAACCAGAUUUACCAGCAGCUUAUGGUGGAGAUUAUAUAUCACCUUUUGAUGCUUCCGUUCUUUGGAAACAAUAUAUUCAACCAAUAAAACUCAAAUGUGGAACAGCAUUAGGUGCUCCAGGUGUUACAAAUGGUGUUGGUUCUGGAUGGGGAACAGAUUGGCUUCGUCAAUUUUUCAGCCAUUGUAACUUUCCUUCUUGUACAUUUGAUUUUCUUCCCAUUCACUGGUAUGGAAAUUCAGUAUCACAGUUUAAAGCGCAUAUAAUUAACGUUCAUUCGCUUUUUCCAAAUUAUCCAUUGUGGAUUACUGAAUUUCAAUUUACUGAUGUUUCAAGUACAGUAACAGCCGGUUAUGUAAGAGAAACUUUACAAUGGCUCGAUGCACAACCUUAUGUUGCAAGAUAUUCAAUGUUUGGGCCAAUGAAUUCUCCAAAUAUGGCAGGAAUUCUCAAUGGUGCGAUGGUUACAGAUGACCUUAGUCAGCUGACCGAAGUUGGCAAAAUUUAUGCUGGACUCGCAUAA
This is a messenger RNA of Adineta steineri, 771 nucleotides long. The record is from the annotation of a GenBank genome assembly. NCBI's taxonomy places the organism in Eukaryota, Metazoa, Rotifera, Eurotatoria, Adinetida, Adinetidae.